Molecule: messenger RNA, 1801 nt
Organism: Scomber japonicus (chub mackerel)
Lineage: Eukaryota; Metazoa; Chordata; Actinopteri; Scombriformes; Scombridae
Product: sodium- and chloride-dependent GABA transporter 2-like
Exons: 14
Coding region: 1-1719 (572 amino acids)
Biological process (GO): sodium ion transmembrane transport
Cellular component (GO): membrane
Source: RefSeq, a predicted model, not a curated record
AUGGAGGAGCGGGGCCAGUGGAGCAACAAGAUAGAAUUUAUCCUGUCUGUUGCUGGCUCCAUCAUUGGCCUGGGCAACAUGUGGCGCUUCCCUUACCUCUGCUACAAGAACGGAGGAGGUGCGUUCCUCAUCCCGUAUCUCAUCUUCCUGUUUGCCUGUGGUGUUCCUGUCUUCUUCCUGGAGACAGCCCUGGGCCAGUACACCAGCCAGGGAGGCAUUACCUGCUGGAGGAAAAUCAGUCCCUUGUUUGAAGGUCUUGGCUACGGUACCCAGGUGAUAGUGACUCUGCUGAACUUCUACUACAUCAUUGUUCUGGCUUGGGGGAUUUUCUACCUGUCUUUCUCUUUCACUUGGGACUUGGCCUGGUCUUCCUGCAACAACACAUGGAACACUGAAAACUGUAUGGAGUUUGAGAGGAGAAACAACUCCAUCAGUCAAAAUAUGAACUUCACCUCUCCUGUCAUGGAGUUCUGGGAGAGAAGAGCACUGAGGAUUUCCCCAGGCAUUGACCACAUGGGCUCUCUGAACUGGGACCUGGCCUUGUGUCUGUUCAUCGCCUGGAUCAUGUGCUACUUCUGCAUCUGGAAGGGGGUGAAAUCUACAGGAAAGGUGGUCUACUUCACUGCGACCUUCCCAUAUGUGAUGCUGAUUGUGCUGCUGAUCAGAGGGCUCACCCUGCCUGGUGCCACCAUCGGCAUUAAGUUUUACCUUUACCCUGACCUGGGACGACUGGCGGAUCCACAGGUGUGGAUGGAUGCUGGCACCCAAAUCUUCUUCUCCUACGCCAUCUGUUUAGGGUCGCUGACUGCUCUUGGAAGCUACAACAAAUACAACAAUAACUGCUACAAUGGCACCAGUUUUGUGGCAGGCUUUGCAAUCUUCUCCAUCCUGGGUUUCAUGUCUUAUGAACAGAAUGUUCCCAUCUCAGAAGUGGCAGAAUCUGGUCCUGGCCUAGCCUUCAUAGCUUACCCCCGUGCUGUGAGCAUGAUGCCUUUCUCUCCUCUGUGGGCCUCCCUCUUCUUCAUCAUGAUCGUUUUUCUGGGACUUGACAGCCAGUUUGUGUGCGUAGAGAGCCUUGUGACGGCCAUAGUCGACAUGUACCCUGCUGUGUUCCGCCGCAAAAACCGCAGGGAGCUCUUCCUCUUGGCUCUGUCCCUCUUUUCCUUCUUUAUGGGUCUCAUCAUGCUGAUGGAGGGCGGCAUGUAUGUCUUCCAGCUCUUCGAUUACUACGCAGCUAGUGGCAUGUGUCUUCUCUUCAUGGCCAUCUUUGAGACUGUCUGCAUUGCAUGGGUCUAUGGUGCAGACCGCUUUUAUGACAACAUCGAGGACAUGAUUGGCUACCGUCCAGGACCUUACAUCAAGUACUGUUGGUUGUUCUUCACCCCAGCCACAUGCAUUGGUACUUUUGCCUUCUCCCUCAUCAAAUACACUCCGCUAAAAUACAACAAUGAGUAUGUGUAUCCGUGGUGGGGGUAUGUCAUUGGCUGGCUGCUCGCUCUGUCCUCCAUGCUCUGCAUUCCCUUUUGGAUGGUGUACAAGAUCAGCAUCACUAAGGGGACACUCAGAGAGCGCAUCCGGGUGCUCAUCACACCAGCUGAUGACUUACCCAAAACCAAGAGGGAGCAAGAGAGGUUACUGGCCAUCUUUACUCCAGAGGGAGAUGCCACCAUGAAUAAAAAUGGCUACUUUCCUGUCUCAGAGAGGGACUCCAACUUAUGAGCCCCCAGUGGGUGAUGUUUAUCGGAAAGACUCGUGGGUUUUGGCUCCAUCACAGAGAUCACUGCAGGGAAAGUGUGUUGUG